Orbicella faveolata is the source of this 3473-nucleotide messenger RNA. RefSeq lists its product as uncharacterized. NCBI's taxonomy places the organism in Eukaryota, Metazoa, Cnidaria, Anthozoa, Scleractinia, Merulinidae. The record is from RefSeq and is a predicted model, not a curated record.
UAUCGUCAAUCAGUAGACUUGCUGCAAGUCGACUUCAUGAGUUUCAGGGUAGAAUAGCUAAGCGAACGAAGAGAGCUGUGAGGUUCUAGGCCGCAAAGCAGCAUUGUGGAUGUCGCGAAGCGGUUCAGGGAAGAAUAGCUAAGCGAGCGAAGGGAGCUGCGAGGUUUUAGGCCGCAAAUAAUCAAGACGAAGGACUUUUCUGAAAGUCUAGUCAGUCAACUGAAAAUUAAAAAGCCUGAAAAUCGAGUGACCUGGUACUUCCGAGUGAAUUUUCUUCUUGUAAGUUACCGAUAGAUUCGGAAACAUUGCCAAAAAUCUGUUUAGUCUUCCGUCCGGCAUUGUAUUGCGUCACGCAAUCUCCUGUGUGCUACUACGCAAUAUUUUUCGCGACCCCAGUCAGUAGAAACCAAAUAGCUCUAUAAAUCAAUGGUAACACACAGAGGCUCUCUCCGAUUGUUUCUUUUGGGAAGGACGGCUGUCACACAGGAUAGAAUUGUCUCCAUCGCCGUUGCCGAUCAAAAUAAUCAACAACAGACUCUUCACGUCCGGCGUAUCCCAUUGGACAAAAUCUCGCUAACUGCGAUGGUGACAAUUUGCUAACUACGGAGGAGUCGAUUUUAAGAUGUCAGACGGUUACUUGAUAAAGUGCUGUACACCAUAAACGGUACCAAAACAUUACACUGACACCAGACAUGUAAUUUAUGUUACAGGAAAUGAAGUUGUUUUGUUCCAUUGCGAAGUGAAAGUAACGCAUUCCUGCACAGCGGUCUAGUAACACCAAAUUUUCAACAGACGCGUUUUGAACGCGUUUAACGCGUAUGGCAACCGUCCCAGAUCCACAUGAGGUACUUCGUUCAACAAAAGAAAAAGAAAAUUUUCAACGUGUUACACGACUGUUAAUAAGUGGAGGCACCAUACUGCUGAGAGAGAUUUUUGAUGUGAUUCACCCACCAAGUCAUCUUCCCACGAUACUGAAAAGUCCUGCCACAGAGAAACAACUCAGAUCAGCAAAGCUUACCAAGCCACAGUGGGACUGUCUGUACCCUUCCCCUGGGGUGUACGGUACGUCAACCGAUUUUGAUGUUACUCUGCUGUUCAGGUUGCUGAGGACAAUAUGCAACCUCAUCCCUCCUGCCACAGGCUGGGAUGCCCUGCCAACAAGUACGGACCACAGUUUAGCUGCAGAUUUGGUGAGAAUUAAAUAUUACCGCAACUCAGUGUAUGGCCAUGUAAACCAACAGAUGGAGAUACCAGAUGACGAGUUUCUGUCGCUUUGGAAAGAAAUUAGCGAAACUCUUGUCAGAAUUGCCCAACAAAUCAGCCCUGCAAAGCAAAAUGAAUGGCAGAAGGCCACAGAUAACUUCUUAAAGGAGCCUCUGACCGUCGAGGAUGAACGAAAUGUACAGGAACUGCAAAGGUGGUACAAAAACGACACUGAAGUUAAACAAUACAUAGAGAAAUUGCAAACCUCAACUGAACAAGGUAUUGAACGUUUGGAGACAAGUUUACAAGAUGUCCAGGGGAAACUACAAAGAGCAGUUCACGCAAUAGAAAGCAAAGGUCAAAACCUAGAGGGUGCAAUUCGACAGGGAGCCAAAGAAAUCAAACAACUUGGAGGAGAAUUAAAAAGCACAGCUCACGAGGUUCAGUGCCUAGUAAACGCAAUUCGAGAGAAUACCCAAGACAUCAAACAGAAACUAGGAGAUGUUAUGGAACAGGCGCACAGGAAUAGGCUCUCAGCUAGAAGCUCACAAGUACCUGGAGCAUGUAUUCGACUUCGGAUCGAUUGCGAAGCCACCACAGAACCAGCCCCACCAGGGGGACCCUCAGAGAAGGAAUCACCCUCAAAUAGACCCCAGGGAGGCUUCCACGGGGGGACAGAAAUACCCAACACAACACGUCAAUCACAGGUAGAAGCCACAAAAGGAUUUGGCUCAGCGCCAAGCAUCAGCAAUGGCGGCCCUCCAAGUACACAGGACAUUUUGAACCUUGUUGCGUUCAAGUAUUUGCAGACAGUUGAUCCAUCAAAAUUAGAGGAUUUGAAUGGCUUUGUUUACUAUAUGGAGAAGGUGCGAAACGUGCUGAUUGUUGACGCUCAGCCAGGGAGUUUGAUAAUUACUGUGAAAUGUCCCUCUCUAGAGAUACUGGAAGAAUUGUGGAACGACUACUGUACAGGUCGCUUGAAUGAAAUGGCGCAAAAAUUCCUUGUGACAGCGGAAAUCCUGAUGGCGCUUGGCCUUAGAGCAGUGAAACUCACUACCACUAUUCUGGAUGAGGAAUAUAGAGCUUGUCGAGAAUAUUUUGUUCAGCGUUUAGGUCAUAGAAAUGGAAACGCAACGCAACUGCAACGCAAAAAUCGACCAUAUGAGGUGACGCCGGAAGAAGGACCUUAUGUGGUGACCACAAAAGAAGGGCCUUCUGAGUUGACAACAAAAGAAGGGUCUUCUGAGCUUACACAAGAAGGGCCUUGUGAGGGAACAUUCGAGAAAGUACCUCGUGAACUGACGCCAAGCUAUGAAGCCUCAGGUCAAGACAGCAAAAUGGAAACUUUUGCUGCCGGGAAGCAACUGGAAGACCGUACUGAGAAAGCACCGAGUGCUUGCACACAGUCGAUCGGACACUUGAGUCUUCAGAGGAAUGAUGUGGCGCAGCUCUUUGUUACGAUGCCGACUGGAAAGACGAUCACUUUAGAAGUAGAUGCAAACGAUACCAUCAUGGAUGUGAAGAGGAAAAUUCAAGACAAGGAAGGUAUUCCACCUAUUCAACAACGCCUCAUCUAUUAUGGCGAGGAACUCGACGUUGACUGCACUGUGAGUGACUACAACAUUCAGAACAAAUCAGAACUACACUUGGGUUUGAACCGUUAUGGCUUCAUACAAAUAUUUGUGAAGACAGUAACCGGAAAGACAAUCACGUUAGACGUCAAAUCAGACGAUUCCAUCGGAAUGAUUAAGAAAAAAAUUCAGGAGGUGGAUGGGCAACGCCCAGUGGAAGUACGACUGAUUGGUCAUAACAAGAACCUCCAAGAUGACCUCACUCUGAUGGACUACAACAUUAAAAGAGAAGACACUGUGUUUGAGGUUCCAAGACGUCGUGGUGGUUGCGCGAUAUGGUAAUUCACGUAGAGACUACGACUAUGGCGAGGAUUACAUUACACGUUACGCUACAAGAUUCCAGCAAAAGCGUGAAAAAGAAUAUGAAGAACGAAAUACCGGUCUGCCAGCCAAGAUUGUUCAUUGAUGUCAAGAAACUCGAUGACGAUCACACUCUGAUUGACUAUAAUGUAGAGCCAGGUUCUGUGGUGUCCAUGUUUCCUCACCAUAAGCAUGGUUGGAGCUACAGCUUGAUUUAAAUGCGCGCACAAAGCCGGAAACAGUCUGGCGACAUGACUGGAAGGUUAAACGGAGGCAGCGUGGCCGAGUGGUUAGGGCACCGGACUUGAAAUCCGAAGAUCGCGAGUUCAAGUCCCGCUC